Molecule: messenger RNA, 1569 nt
Organism: Pteronotus mesoamericanus
Lineage: Eukaryota; Metazoa; Chordata; Mammalia; Chiroptera; Mormoopidae
Gene: CA4
Product: carbonic anhydrase 4
Exons: 8
Coding region: 92-1015 (307 amino acids)
Biological process (GO): one-carbon metabolic process
Cellular component (GO): plasma membrane
Molecular function (GO): carbonate dehydratase activity; zinc ion binding
Source: RefSeq, a predicted model, not a curated record
CUGGCCGGCAGGAUCGCAGCACCCCCGGCGACUUUCUCGGUGUGCGACCCCUGGCUUCGCGGCGUCUUUAGCGUCUUUGCUCCUGCGCAGGAUGCGGCGGCUGCUGCUGGUGCUCAUGGCCCUCGUCGCCUACCGGUCCUCGGCCCGCGCAGAGUCACACUGGUGCUACAAGAUUCAAGCCAAUGCCUCCAACAAUUGUUUGGGGCCAGACCGGUGGGGUGGAGACUGCAAGAAGGACCGCCAGUCUCCCAUCAACAUUGUCACCACCAAGGCACAGGUGAACAGAGCCCUGGGACCCUUCUCCUUCUCCGGCUAUGACAAGAAGCAAAAGUGGACCGUCCAAAACAAUGGGCACUCAGUGAUGGUGUUGCUGGGGAACGAGGCCACAGUUGCUGGAGGAGGACUGGCCACCCGGUACCGGGCCAAACAGCUGCACCUGCACUGGUCCACGGUGCUGGACGCGGGCUCAGAGCACAGCCUUGAUGGGGAGCACUUCGCCAUGGAGAUGCACAUAGUACAUGAGAAGGAGAACCCUAAAGAGGCCCAGGACCACAAAGAAGAGAUAGCAGUGCUGGCCUUCCUGGUGGAGGCUGGAUCCAAGAAUGACGGCUUCCAGCCCCUGGUGGAAGUACUGUCUGCUAUUCCCAGACCCAUGAUGAACACCACAAUGAAAAGGGGCGUCAGCCUGUUCGACCUGAUCCCGGAGGAGGAGAAACUGAGGCGCUACUUCCGCUACCUGGGCUCACUCACCACACCGCCCUGUGAUGAGAAGGUUGUCUGGACUGUGUUUGAGGACCCCAUUCAGCUCCACCGGGACCAGAUCCUCGCGUUCUCUGAGAAGCUGUACUACGACGGAGAGCAGAAACUGACCAUGACGGACAACGUCAGGCCCCUACAACGCCGGGGGCAGCGCCUGGUGUUCAAGUCCCAGGCGCCAGGACAGCUGCUGCCCCUGCCGCUGCCUGCUCUGCUGGCCCCCACGCUUAGCUGCCUGAUGGCUGGCUUCCUCCGGUGAUGGUUCACGUCUGGACGCUUGACCUCUGAUCUCUGACCCGAGAGGGCUUGGACCUUGUUUCCUCAGGCUUCCCAGGCUGGACUUUGAUGACGAUGAAAAGAUGGAUAUAUUUUUGGAGAUACCUUUCUCAGGUCUGGUUUUAGUUCCCACCACCACCCCUGCCCUGUUUCCCUCAACCUAUCCCAGUUCCGGGGCAGGGACCUUGGGGCCUGGAGAUUUCUUUGGAACAGGGACUGCGGGUUACCCGUUCCCACCUCUGUGAGCUCCCUGACUACACCCCACGUGGUGACAUGCAGAAGGCACCUUGGAGCUCCAGCGCCUCAGAGAGGCUGGGUGGAGGCCACACAGAGUGGCCGUGGCCGUCGGCUGAGACACUGGCCGGCGCUUUCUCCUCUGUGCUAGGGGUGGAGGGCGCGGGGUAUGUGUGGGUACAGCCUAGAUGAGAUGGGUGACAAGGAGUUCAUUUAUUUGGUGAAAUAUUUCUUGAGUGUCUAUGUUCUAGACACUGGAGAUGUGACAAAAAUGCCUGCCCUUCUGGAGUUCAUAGCCUAGUA